Messenger RNA from Diospyros lotus (date-plum), 603 nucleotides. RefSeq lists its product as uncharacterized. The transcript has a single exon. Bases 1 to 603 code for a protein of 200 amino acids. The record is from RefSeq and is a predicted model, not a curated record. Gene Ontology annotation, molecular function: zinc ion binding; nucleic acid binding. NCBI's taxonomy places the organism in Eukaryota, Viridiplantae, Streptophyta, Magnoliopsida, Ericales, Ebenaceae.
AUGGCAUCAGUCAGAGAGGUGACUUGUUAUCGUUGUGGGGGUAAAGGCCAUAGGGCUAAUGUAUGCGCUUCUUCACCUCAGACUGGAAGGUUGAGGCUAGGAGGACAGGGUCAGAAGUCAGCUCAAAAAGCUCCUUUGCCUAGGGGCCAUGGAGGACCGCCAUCGUUACCUCAGGGCCAACAUCCAGUUGCUAUAGAUCGACCCCAUGUGCAGGGGAGAGUGUUUGCAUUGACAGCAGUAGAGGCUGAGCAUGGAGAUGACACUAUUCAAGGUAUACUUUCUCUUUAUGGUGUUGAUGUACGUGUAUUGUUUGAUACAGGUUCCACUCACUCCUUCAUUUCACCUCUGGUGGUAUAUCAUAUUCCCACCCCUCGAAUUCCAUUGUCAUAUUAUCUGGUGGUAUCCAUGCUAGGGGGUAAGGUGUUGAUAGGAGGAGAGAUUUAUAAGGAUUGUGAGAUUAUGGUGGAUGAGCAGAUAGUACUGGGUGAUUUGGUGGCCCUAGACAUUGAAGAUUUUGAUGUGAUUUUGGGUAUGGAUUGGUUAACACGCCACUAUGCUAAAGUGGAUUGUCGUCGAAAAGUAAUUCAAUUUGAGCCUCCCUAA